Messenger RNA from Mytilus trossulus (common blue mussel), 1726 nucleotides. Its product is annotated as QRFP-like peptide receptor. Gene Ontology annotation, molecular function: neuropeptide Y receptor activity. The record is from RefSeq and is a predicted model, not a curated record. Gene Ontology annotation, cellular component: membrane. NCBI's taxonomy places the organism in Eukaryota, Metazoa, Mollusca, Bivalvia, Mytilida, Mytilidae. Bases 445 to 1512 code for a protein of 355 amino acids. The transcript is spliced from 2 exons. Gene Ontology annotation, biological process: G protein-coupled receptor signaling pathway.
GUUUAUGAAGAGUUCAUACGUGCAGAUAUAUUAUAAAAUACCAAAAAUAAAAAUUGGUUUCGCAGACAUCAGAUCAGAUAAUAAAAGAUUGAAUUAUUGUUUAAUGUGAGCAGGCAUUUUUUAUCAGAAUACUUUAUAGAUAUUUCAUAAACAAUAAUAGCAUAUUAGUUUGAUGUGGAUUGUAUUCUCGGUAGCUUUUUACAUAUGGAACUGAAUCAACUAUAAAACUGAAGAUGUUUGGAUUGAUAGAGUAAUUAAUAUCUCGAUUAACAGAAUAAAACUAUUUAUUUUUCCUGGUACAAAGUCAGUAUGGUUUCUUUAAUAAAAUCAAAGAUCAGGUAAAUAAUUAUCAAGUGCUAUUACUUUGGCAAUGAAUAUGUAUCAUCAUCUUAAAUACCGCUAUGCAGAAUUUUGAACUUGCGUCGUGUGGAUUUCACGGCAACAAUGAGUAACAAUACACCAAGUGAGGAAGAGUUAUGGGAAUGGUUACGGAAUAACACAGAUCCUGACGAUAUCCUGCCGGACGAUUUGGAACAAAACUGGAAAACAGCCUUGAUAAUUACAUACAGUCUUAUUAUUAUAGGUGGCAUCAUAGGGAAUGUACUAGUUGUUGCAGUAAUCCUGUUAAAUAAAUCCAUGAGAUCAGUGACCAACGUACUUUUAGUUUCCCUUGCUGGUAGUGACACACUCAUAGCGUCUUGGAAUAUUCCUAUACAGCUCGUGUAUUAUGUUAAAAAUGAAUGGACAAUGGGAGAAACGUUGUGUAAAGGUGCUAGUUACUUACAAAAUGUUAGCGUUGUCGCUAGUAUUACCACUCUGAUGGUAGUAUCAAUAGAAAGGUACUACGCCAUUUGUCAUCCUUUAAAGGCACGCUAUAUAAGAACACCACAGAGAGCUGGGGUCCUCAUUGCCAUAAUUUGGAUAUUUUCCUUGACAGUUUCCACACCAAUGUUAGUGAUACAAAGACUAGAAAUACGACUUAAAGUAGAAUUUGUGUACAUCAAAUUAGCUUAUGUCUGCGCAGAAUACUAUUCGGAACACGUGUAUGAUGUUGUACACACACUAUUUAUGUUUUUAGUUUUUUACACAGUUCCAAUGGUAGUUAUGUUUUGUGCUUAUGGUAGAAUAGCAUAUCAACUUUGGAUACGAAAACCUAUAGGCGACUCUCUAGGUUCUCCACAAUAUCUUAUGAAAACACGACGACAGAAGAGAAAAAUAAUCCGAAUGCUCAUAACAGUUGUUGUUCUGUUCGGAUUAUGUUGGCUUCCGUUUUUUGCCAUACAACUGCAUCGUUUAGAAAAUGAUAUUGACAAGUCUUUUAGGUCUGCUCAAACUAUCGUUCACAUACUUGGUUAUUUGAAUUGCGUUUUAAAUCCUAUUGUUUAUGGCUUUAUGAAUGAGAACUUUAAACAAUGUUUAAAAUCGUCAUUUUUAAAAUGUCGAGGCAUUUUUAAGACGACAAAGAGACGGUCAAUACACACAGUCAGUAUUACUGUAGAGAGUGCUGUCUAGGAGGUACUUCAUGAACAGCUAUGAUAGAGGAAUGUCGUUAUCUUUAAUUAUCAAAUUGGAUUGUAGUUAAAUGGCAUCAUAUUACUGUGUGCGACUGUAGGGAGCUGUUCUUUGAAACAAUAUGUAAUGCAAGAAGAUCAUGUUAUUUGACUAAAAUCGUCAAAAUGUCUUCAUGAAAUUACAUAUUUUCGAACGCAGAUAUAACAGCUGAUUG